Messenger RNA from Bufo gargarizans (Asiatic toad), 3569 nucleotides. RefSeq names its product NACHT, LRR and PYD domains-containing protein 12-like. Gene Ontology annotation, molecular function: protein binding. The record is from RefSeq and is a predicted model, not a curated record. Lineage: Eukaryota; Metazoa; Chordata; Amphibia; Anura; Bufonidae. The transcript has 10 exons. Gene Ontology annotation, cellular component: cytoplasm. The coding region runs from base 168 to 2861 and encodes 897 amino acids.
AAGAGAUGCAGCGCUCCAAGGCAAAAAAACAAACAAGCAGAAGGUUGCAGAAGAGGAAUUUAUUGGUGCCAACUGCCAAGCAAAGCAUUUUGGGACUGCACUGAUCCCUUCAUCAGGAAUUUUGUGUUAAAAUUUGAAGAAAUCUUUAAGCCGAGGAGAAGUAAACCAUGGAGAAAAAGUGUUCAAGAGUCAUCACCGAUGAUGACGUUCAGAAGUUCCGCAAGCAACUGUCUCAGUAUAAAGAGUCCAGCCUGAGGAUUCUGUAUAGCUACUUCUGGAAUGACCUGAAACACAUAAUGGAGAUUUUGGACACUCAUGACCUCCUGAGAGAGCUCACGUCCCGAAAUGUCCGCAUAGAGAGGGAUUACCUUUUAAUGAAGAAAGAUUUAGGAGCCCCUACAUUUUCUGAAUGUCUCAUACAAGAUAUUAAGGACUUGAGACGAAAAGCUAUACUAGCAUUGUGGGAAAGCCUCUUUGUCCUACAGAAUAAGUACCAACACCCUAACCUGAUUGGACUAUUGGCUGAAUUUAGCCAAGCUGGUAGCGAAGAUACAUUAGUGUCACUGAUUAAUCUGGAUGAAGAGGGACACGACUUACAUGAAUUAAAAGAAACCCAUGAAUGUCACAAGAAACAUCUUCUGGAAAUGACCAAAGAAUUAGAGGAGCACAAUGCCCCAGGAGUUGAGCAACCAAGACAAAGCAAUAAUAUUUAUUCUUGCUAUUUGGAUCUCAUUGUUGUUUCCUCCCAGCAGUUCAGGAAACGUUCUCAACAGGAGAUAACAGAAACUGGAGGGAGACUCGAGCAUUAUUUGGUAGAGACACAUACCAAUUUGGAACGUAUCUCUCCCAACAGGUUGUUUCGCUGGUGCCACCAUUCUGAUUGUAUACCGCAUGCAGUCAUGGUGAGUGGCGUACCAGGAGUUGGGAAGACCACGCUAAUGCAAAAGUUUGUCUAUGACUGGGUGACUAAGAAACAUUAUCAAAGAUUUUCUUUUGUUUUCUUCUUUAAAUUCCGGGAGCUAAAUAGAUAUGGUGAGGACAAGGUCAGCUUGGAUAAGUUGAUCUCUGAACAUUAUCCUUAUCUAUGGACUCAACUUGAUAUCAUCUUACAGGAUCCAAAAAAACUGCUUUUCAUCUUUGAUGGUCUAGAUGAAAGUAUACACAACAUUGAUUUUGGUUUACCAAAUCUAUGUUGUAACCCCAGAGAGCAGGUCAACCUGGGUGUAAUUGUGGUUAGCUUGGUGAGACAAGGUCUUCUCAAAGGGUCUUCAAUACUGCUAACCGGUCGGCCAACCCAACUGGCUUCUAUUGACACUUGUGUUUUCCAAAGGGUUUCUGAGAUCAUGGGAUUCCUUCCGAAAGAAAGGGAGAUGUACUUUGAAUGUUUUUUUAAAAAUGACAAAUUGUCCACCAGGGCUUUUCAAUAUGUAAGAGAGAACGACGCAUUGUACACGUUCUGUUACAUCCCAUCGUACUGCUGGAUCAUCUGCAAAGUGUUAUCCAUGUGUUUUGAGGCCCCACCACAAAAUAAUCAGAUUUCAUUCCUACCAAAAACAGCGACUCAGCUGUUUUUGUCAUACGUUGCCAACACUCUCAUCAAUCAUUGUACGGGCAAUGAAUGUCCCGUGGAGCUCAUCAAAUCCAUUGGGAAGAUGGCACAAUAUGGAAUAAAAAAUCACAUUCUUACCUUUGAUCUUAAAGAUUUGGAAUCAUUUGAAGUGGACAUUAAAUCAAAGUCAUUAUCCAGUUUUGUGAUAGAAAAUAAUAGUCACUCUACGACCUACUCCUUCCUCCAUCUCACCAUUCAAGAGUUCUUCUCGGCUUUAAUUCACUACUUGGAUUCAGAGAUAGACAUGAAGUCGACACUAGAUCGAGACAGAUCAUUCAAGGAUGGUCCCAGUGAAAUGUUCAUCCGAUUUCUCUGUGGCUUGUCUGACAAAACGAAUAGUUCUCCUCUCUCUUCUUUAUCUCUAAGUAUUAAAACUUCCACUUCCAAGCAGGUCACUAGCUGGCUCAGCCAAGAAAUUGCAUCAAAAUGGACAGAAGCAGAUCCUCGUGAGAAAAUGAAUAUGCUGACAUGUCUUUUUGAGUCCAGACAUACAAGUCUUGUUCAGGAUACGAUAGGACCGCACUCACAUGGUCUAGAUUUUUCAGAUUUCCACCUUACGCCUAUGGAUUGCACCGUAUUAGCUUUUAUCCUUGAAUCCUGUGGAGAAAUCGAAUACCUUAAUCUAGACAGAUGUUUCAUUCAAAGCGAAGGCUUGGAGAGACUAGCUGCAAUUCUACACACAGUUCGAGAACUCCGGCUUUCGAACAACGACCUGAAAGACAGUGAUAUGCCUUUUAUCAGCAGGGUCUUAACUCAUGAAGCCUGCAGGGUACAAAUACUAAGCUUUAAGGAUAAUUCCUUAAAUUCAUGUUCUGAAUUGGCAUGUGUAUUAAAUAUGAAUCAAAGUCUCGUAGAACUGGAUCUCUCCAGGAACAAUUUGGCCUGUCCAGAUUUCUCUCACUUGAUGGCAGCUCUCUCAUCUAAAACCUGCACCAUAUCACGUUUGCUUCUUCAACAGAUUAAACUGACAGAUGAAUACUCUCCAUUUCUGAUCUCACUGAGUCAAAACCCAAACCUUAACCAUCUAGAUCUGAGCUAUAAUUUCCUAACCGACGCCAGUGCUGAAGAUAUCCAACGUCUUAUAUUGUGUUCACAAAACCUGACAAAAAUUAGCAUUCAGUUAAAUGAUUUUACCGAGAAAAGAGAGAGAAAUUUAAAAGAACUUGAAUCAGUUAAGCCUGGUCUAUCUAUCGCUGUAACCAACAAGGAGGCAUCCGAUAAUGUGAAUGGGGCUACUAAAAGACAUUCUUAAAGGUGGUUGUCCAGGAUUACAAAAACAUAGCUUCUUUCUUCUCAAAAACAGCCCCACCUCUGGGAAUGAUUUGUGCCUGAUAUUGCAGCUCAGCUCAUUGAAGUGGAUGAGGCUGAGCUGCAAUAAUUCACACAAACUGUGGACAGAGAAGGCGAUGUCUCCAGAAAAAAAAAAACAUCAGCAAUUGCAAUGUAACAUCGAUAACCCCUUUAAAAACCCGGACUAGGAUGGGCCUUCAGGACACAGCCCCAUUUUUCAAAACUGACAUUCAUCACUUUGUUUGACAAAUGCAUCUACUUAUCCUACUAAUUGAUUCCUAAUAGUUUUUUCGUGAGAUAUUGUAAUUUAUGGUAGUGGUAAAUUUUGGGAAAAUUAGCAGUUGCCCGCCACAAUACCAAGUGGAAUAACAGUACUAUCACAGGACCCGCAGCAAUAAACUAUUGAAGUGAAUGGGAGAUGAACCACUACACUUUCAAUGGAGCUGUUGUUCUUGCAGUGAUGAGGUUUGGGGUGACCCCAAUGGGGCUGGUGGCCCAGUGUCUAUGGCCCAGUCAUCCGGCUGGCUUCCCAUUCAAAGACUGGAGGCCCAGGGUCUGUGGCAGAGUAUCAGCAUCUUCUUCUGUUCACUAAUGAAAUCUUGCAGAGUCUCUCCUACUAAGCACUGGUCCCUAUCUUCAGUUUACUAGGGGCUCUGACUGCUCUCAUAUA